Tricharina praecox is the source of this 2901-nucleotide messenger RNA. Its product is annotated as OPT oligopeptide transporter protein-domain-containing protein. NCBI's taxonomy places the organism in Eukaryota, Fungi, Ascomycota, Pezizomycetes, Pezizales, Pyronemataceae. Gene Ontology annotation, molecular function: oligopeptide transmembrane transporter activity. Bases 445 to 2697 code for a protein of 750 amino acids. The record is from RefSeq and is a predicted model, not a curated record. Gene Ontology annotation, cellular component: fungal-type vacuole membrane. The transcript is spliced from 7 exons.
CCUAGCUGCAGUGCCUUGUCCGCGCCUUGUGUGGGGCACAUGCCUACCAGGUGAGGGAGGGUGGAUAGGUGCCCUCCCACGUCCCACCGUCCCACUGUCCUACGUCUUGUUUCUAGUUUCUAGUUCCGUAUCGUAUCGGUGCUCGCCUGUGCUUGAGCUUUUGAGUGUGCUUGUGUUUGAUAGUGGCAAGGGACGGGGGAGGGGGAGGGGGAGGGGGCAGGUCUGGGAAGGAGGAUGGAGUGGCUGGAUUUAUACGCCGAUAGACGCUUUGGGAGUGUACGAUAUAAGGGACGGAUGGCAAUCAUGGAUUCCUUUCCCUUUUCCGUCCCCACUGUUUCUUGUCCUUGUCCUCCUCCAACUACCUCCUCCAGCUCCUCCCCCUCCUCCUCCUCCUCCUCCCUCCUGUUCACGGAGACGUGACAAACCCCAGAGAACAGCAGCAAAAUGGAUCCAGUCCGGCCGCAAACUCCGCCUCCACCUCUCGAGGGAGUCUCCUUGACCGAGCAUGUUCCUUCGUACGACGAGAAGAAGGACUUCCACAAUGUGGGAAUCGACAGCGACGAGAACAAGAGUGUCCACGAGAUCGAGUCGGAUCCCUUCGUUCCCUUUCCCGACGACCCGAAUAUGCCCCGGGAGGCGCACUCGCAGAUUCUCACUAUCCGCGCUGUCGUCACGGGAUGCAUUCUCGGCGGUCUCGUUAAUGCGUCGAAUGUUUAUUUGGGAUUGAGGACCGGGUGGACUUUCCCGGCAAAUCUCUUCGGCACGAUCUUUGGCUUCGCGUUUCUCAAGUUCUGUAGCCGCACGUUCGGAGAGAAUUUCCCCAUUCUCGGCGGCAGCUUUGGCCCGAAGGAGAAUGCCAUCGUCCAGACCGCUGCUACAGCGGCGGGUGGGCUCGGUGGCAUCUUCGUCUCUGCGAUCCCGGCGCUAUAUCAGAUGGACCUUCUCGGAGAUCCCGUCUCCGACUUCCCUAGGCUCCUAACGUUCACUAUUGUCUCCGCCUACUAUGGAUUACUCUUUGCGACACCUCUGCGGAAGUUCUUCAUCAUCCAUGUUGCGCGUGAGCUUAAUCUCAUCUUCCCAACUGCGACGGCCGCCGCCAUGACGAUUCGGUCGAUGCAUUCCAUCGGUGGUGACUCGAACGUCAAUGCGAUGAAGAGGACCCGUGCACUGGGUAUCACGUUCGCGGUCUGCUUGGCUUUCCGUGUUGGAGCUUCCUACGCCCCAGGUAUCCUGUGGGAUUGGCAUAUCUUCAGUUGGUUCUUCGAGUGGAGUAACUACUCCAACGCCGCCCUGGCCAUCGAGAACUGGGGAUGGUUCAUCGAGUGGACGCCCGCCUUCAUUGGCAGUGGUAUGCUCGUCGGUCUCAACCCGGCCAUUUCGUUCUUUGGAGGAGGCGUUCUUGCGUGGGGUAUCAUCGGACCGGCGCUUGUGCAUAAUGGUGCUGCAUACGGAGUCUCCUUGUUCUCUCCGGAAGAACCGCAGUAUGAGCACUGGGGCGGCCUCGUUUCGUUCAACUCUUUCAAUCUGAAGGAUCCCAAGAAUAUGCCAUCGCCCCGAUACUGGCUACUGUGGCCUGGUGUCCUACUCAUGAUCUGUGCUUCCUUCGCUGAACUCGGAGUUCAGUACAAACUCCUUGGCUUUGCUAUGAAGAGUGUCUGGAAAGCCAUUGCGGGAGGUACAAAUUUCCUCGCCACAAAAAUGGGAAAGCCGAGUGUGUUUCUCGACAAGCAAGCCAAUUCCGAAUCCGAUAUGGUCGACCAAGACCCCGCAGCGGAAGAGGAUCAAGUCAAGCUGUGGCAGUGGGGACCCUCAUUGAUCCUUGUCAUCAUCGCGACCUGUAUAGUCCUAGGUCUUCAAUACCAACUAAAUGUCGGCCUUUCCAUCCUCGCCAUCCUUUUGGGCUUCAUCUUUGCCUUCUUGGCUAUUCAGUGCACAGGAGCGACCGACACGACGCCCCUUACGGCUGCAGCGAAGGCCACUCAGUUGGUCUUGGGGGCUGCAACCCAAAGCCACCCUAUCCUCAUCGCCCAGCGGAUGAAUCUUGUCGGGGGUGCCAUCGCAUCCGGUGCAGCAAGCCAGUCCACUGAUCUGGUCGUCGACUACCGUGUUGGAUUCCUACUUAAAACUCCACCGAAAUUGCAGUGGUAUGCGCAGAUCGUCGGCAGCAUCGUCGCCAUGUUUCUGUCGCCCGGGAUGUUCAUCCUCUUCAUGAAAGCCUACCCCUGCGUCAUCGAUCUCACAGCGGAGACAUGCAGCUUUCAAGCGCCCAGCGUCGCCGCCUGGCGCGCCGUCGCUAUCGCCGUUACAGACCCGACCUUCCCGGUGCCCAACAGCUCUGGCAUCUUCGCGAUCGUCUUGGGCCUCUUCUCGAUCAUCGUCGUCAUCUUCCGGCACAACUAUCUCGCCGGCGAGCGGGCCAAGUACCGCAAGUUUGUCCCGAACUUCAUGGCCGUGGGUCUCGCCUUCGUCCUGCCCGCCACCCAGUACGGUACCGCUAUGUUGAUGGGCUCCAUCGUUGCCGUGAUCUGGGCAAAGCGUAAUCCCGUCGCUUUCGAUAUUUUCUGCUACGCUGUCGCGGCCGGAAUGAUUGCCGGUGAGGGAUUGGGCGGCGUCGUUAAUGCCGUCCUGGAGAUUGCCGGCAUCGGAAGCAGUGUUUAUGCUUCGCCCGCGGGGUGCCCCGGUGGCAUGGUCUGCUAGGUGUGGUGUUUUGCGCAAUGUUGGUUAUUAUACUGUCGUUGGACGUUUUUUUUAUGACCGUGACGGAGAAACGGAGACACGGUGGUAAUUUGAUGUAUUCAUGAUCAUGUCGACGUGUUUAGGGAUGUGUCGUGCCUCCUACUGGUGAAGUGAUGAACAAAGUCGGCGAACAUGAACUUGGAUGUAGAGAGUGGUGUCUCCGGC